Molecule: messenger RNA, 948 nt
Organism: Penicillium argentinense
Lineage: Eukaryota; Fungi; Ascomycota; Eurotiomycetes; Eurotiales; Aspergillaceae
Product: NADP-dependent oxidoreductase
Exons: 1
Coding region: 1-948 (315 amino acids)
Molecular function (GO): oxidoreductase activity
Source: RefSeq, a predicted model, not a curated record
AUGAAAGCAAUCCAGAUCCUGGGGGACAUCUCCUCCCCCCGAGUCGCCACCAACUAUGCAAUGACCAAACCAACCCCCCAAAAUGCCGAGAUCCUCAUCAGGGUCCACGCCGCCGGCAUCACAGGCGACGAGGUUAUCUGGCCAGAGCCCUACACCAGAGAAACCAGGAUCCCAGGUCAUGACAUUUCCGGCGUUGUAUCGGCACUCGGCCCAGACUACAACGGCCCACUGAAAAUCGGCCAAGAAGCUUUUGUUCUGAUAUCAACCGACCGAGGCGAAGGCCAGGCUGACUACGCGAUCUGUCGCGCAGACGAGGUCGCCUUGAAGCCGAAAUCGAUAUCUUACGAAGAGGCCGCUGCCCUGCCCAUUCCGCUUCUGACUGCGUGGGAGGCUCUGCUGGAUCACGGCGGUAUCAAGGCCGGCAUGAGAGUCCUGAUUACGGGGGCAUCGGGGGCUGUGGGGAUCCUCGCUGUGCAGCUUGCCAAGAAGCUGUUUGGUGUUGAGGUGGUGGCUUUGGCCUCAUCGCGCAACCACGAGGCGCUUCAAUCUGUCGGCGCGGAUGAGGUGCUGGAUUACAACACGAUAGGGUGGGAGAAUCAACUCGACAAAGUGGAUUUGGUCUUCGAUACAGUUGGUGCUGGUAUUCUAGAGAAGGCGUGGACGGUUGUAAAGGAGAAUGGAGCUAUUGUUACGGUCGGCGACCCGGCACCAGCAUGGGCGUUUGGACAGGGCGAGGCUGUUGAAGCCGCCAGCCAUCCUGGAGUUCGAUACAAACAUUUCAUCGUGUCCCCCAACUCAGAAAGACUGGGAAAGGCCGCUGAGAUGGUUGAUCAAGGCGUAGUCCGACCUUUGCUAGUGAAGGAAUUCCCUUUCGAAGAAGCGGAGCAGGCUUGGAACUAUGCUCGACAGAGGGCCCGGGGUCACAAGGUUGUCAUCAGUUUUGCUUGA